AUGGCUUCUUCCACCGGUUCAUCCAGGUAUGUGGAUGUCAAUGGCGCAGAGAGUGAAGCGCACGUACCAGUGAGCAGCACCGACGAAAUGGAUCCGAGUCUAGCUGGUGGGUUUCGAGUUAUCUACGACCGAGAAACACCAUUUGAGCUGCGAAUUCAGGAUGCCGAUAAUACUCCACAACAGAUCGGAACGCUUGAGGCUAUCAAGGUUAAGAUUUUAAUUCUGGGAAGUGAUACAGAUAUUCACGUGGUUCGAGUGGAGCUCUCGACUGAGAGUGACUUGUUCUUCCUGUACACCCACACGUGCGACCUGGAGAGUUUCCACGCCAUGCAGGAGCAGCAGAAGCUCAUGGUGGACUUCACAGACUACGCCAAUGUGCUGAUCCGCAUGCUCAAUAACUGCAUCAAAGAGCCACAUAACCACCUCGCAGUGUACCUCAUGCAGGCGGAUGGUCGAGCGCGAUUGGAUUUUAUCCAGAACAUGGAGUACAAGUUCAUUGAGCUGCUCUCUGUCGACUUCAUGCGCGCUUCAGAGGACACGAUUCGUCAGCAUAUCACCUUCCGCUACACCUCCAUGAAGUCACGUCUUCAAGUGCUGCAGACGCGACUCCAUGAGGUCAACAGCAUCGUCAAGACCAAGAAUCCAUCGUUACUGCUGCAGCUUCAGAAGACCGUCCCGUCGCCAUCGUCCAGGAACCGCUACCUCACGCAUUGA
Messenger RNA from Phytophthora nicotianae INRA-310, 714 nucleotides. RefSeq lists its product as hypothetical. Bases 1 to 714 code for a protein of 237 amino acids. The transcript has 6 exons. The record is from RefSeq and is a predicted model, not a curated record. NCBI's taxonomy places the organism in Eukaryota, Oomycota, Peronosporomycetes, Peronosporales, Peronosporaceae.